UCCUAUGUGAGUGGCCCAAGAAAAUAAAAGAAAUGGAACUAGAACCGGGGGGAAAAUCCAUUGCCAAUUCGACUAUCCCUUGGAGGUUUGUUUCCUUCCAACGCCAAGCGCCUUCCUUUUGUUUGGUGCAAUCUGUUAACCAUUUCUCAUUCCUGCUCAACAGUAAAUUUAAUUGCCAUUCUAAGGAUCGCUCAGAGCAUAACAACAGAGGAGAAGUCUCUUAAGAGAUGGUCAUCCCUCCAGCUGUUAGACCACCAAGAGUUACAAAAUUUCUUAAGCCAUAUGUGCUGAAGAUGCACUUCACAAACAAGUAUGUUAAUGCUCAAGUGACCCACUCACCAACAGCUACAGUAGCCGCCUCUGCAAACUCACAGGAGAAGUUGCUAAGGUUGGGCAUGGAAUGCACCCGGGAUGUUGCGGCUGCGGGAGAGAUUGGGAAGAUACUGGGGGAGCGCUUGCUUCUCAAGGACAUUCCUGCUGUCUCUGUUUUGUUGAAGAGGGAACAAAAGUACCAUGGCAAGGUAAAGGCUGUGAUUGAUUCUUUAAGGGAAACAGGUAUAAAGCUGCUUUAAACUCAAUUGACUCUCCACUCAUAAGAGCACCCUCCAAGUUCUGAUUUUGAGAGGCUUUAUUUUCUCCAUGUAUUUCUUUGGAUUGCUCUCUUGGGAACCUUUUCUUGAUGAAUCUAGAUUUUCUGUUUC
Molecule: messenger RNA, 701 nt
Organism: Macadamia integrifolia
Lineage: Eukaryota; Viridiplantae; Streptophyta; Magnoliopsida; Proteales; Proteaceae
Product: 50S ribosomal protein L18-like
Exons: 2
Coding region: 228-572 (114 amino acids)
Biological process (GO): translation
Cellular component (GO): ribosome
Molecular function (GO): structural constituent of ribosome; 5S rRNA binding
Source: RefSeq, a predicted model, not a curated record